AUGUUCCGCCCUCUCAGCGCCCGCCUUGCGCGGACGAUCCGUCCUAUUGCCCAAACGGCCCAAAUCCGCGCCAAGUCACAGACCUCUGCUGCCGCAACAAGCCUCUCAGCAACGAAGUCCCACCAACAGCAACGAAACAUCAGUGGGAGCCCGAACGUCAGGGAGAAGCCUCACCCCGGUCAAUACUCUCGAACCGAUCCUGAUGUGACCGUUGAGUACCCUGAGGACCAUGAGCUGCCUUCCAGUCAGCCAGUCCGCGGUUCCGGCGGUGGUAUCGGCAAGCCGACCCUGGCAGCAUUCUCUCUCGAGGGCCAUGUUGGUGUCGUGACCGGCGGUGCCCGCGGUUUGGGUCUGGUCAUGGGACAAGGCAUGGUUUACUCCGGUAGUGACCUCGCCAUUGUUGAUCUUAACAAGGACGAGGCGGAGCUUCAGGCCAAGAACCUCGUCGAGGCAUUCAAGAAAGAGAACCCUGAAGCCAAAAGAGUUCCUAAAGUCACCGCCCACUACGCUGACGUUUCGGACCCUGCCUCAGUCGAUGCUUGCAUUGCGGAAAUCAUCGCUACGCACGGCAAGAUCGACAACCUCGUGACCUCGGCCGGCUUCACCGAGAACUUCGAUGCCGUCAACUACCCCAUUGACCGCAUGCGAAAGCUCUGGGGAGUCAAUGUCGAUGGCACCUACCUCUUCGCCAUCUCUGUUGCCAAGCACCUGAUGGACCGCAAGUCCCCCGGCAGUAUGGUGUUCAUCGGCAGCAUGUCUGGCGCCAUUGUCAACGUGCCGCAGCCUCAAGCACCUUACAACGCCGCCAAGGCUGGUAUCCGUCACUUGGCUGCCUCGUUGGCGGUCGAGUGGGCCCAUGCCGGCAUCCGUGUCAACUGCAUCUCUCCCGGUUACAUGCUCACGGCUCUCACCGAGAAGAUUCUCAACGAUAACCCGGACCUGAAGCAGAAGUGGACUUCUCUGAUUCCCCAGGGCAAGAUGGGCCAGCCCAAGGAUCUCAUGGGCCCUGUGACCUUCUUGCUGUCUGAUGCCUCCCAGUACGUGACUGGCGCGGACCUCCGUGUCGACGGCGGUUACACCGUCACAUAA
Molecule: messenger RNA, 1089 nt
Organism: Colletotrichum karsti
Lineage: Eukaryota; Fungi; Ascomycota; Sordariomycetes; Glomerellales; Glomerellaceae
Product: d-arabinitol dehydrogenase
Exons: 5
Coding region: 1-1089 (362 amino acids)
Cellular component (GO): intracellular anatomical structure
Molecular function (GO): oxidoreductase activity, acting on NAD(P)H, oxygen as acceptor
Source: RefSeq, a predicted model, not a curated record